AUGUCGGAAACAAAUUCCAAACGCGGCAAAAUCGCGAGCCUGGCGUGCAUUCAAUGCCGAAAGCGCAGGUGUCGUUGCGAUGGUGGUCAGCCUGCUUGUGCUCAGUGCCAGAGAAGAGGCCAAGAGGGUAAUUGUGUGUACUCAGCAACAGGAGACCGGAGAAAAAGAUCACAGAAGGUGUUUGAUGAGGCUAUGGAGCGAAUGGCAAGGCUUGAAGAAACACUUCGCGAGAUAGCAAAAGGCACUGAAGCUUCUUCAUAUCUGGUGGAACAUCUUCAAAAUGACCAUACUUUUCUCGAGUCGCUUUUGCGAGGCCCCCAGAGAAGCGAGAUAACCAACAAUUCAAGUCAAGGUGAUACUGCUGAGAUUGAACUAGAGUCCAAGUCUUUGACAGUCGAUGCUGAGGGCAAAAUCCACUUCUAUGGAGAUACAUCCAAUGUUUUGAGAAUACGACAGCAGACUACAUCUAAAGCAGUGCCUCCUGCUGUUUCAAGUCUAACGGUCGAAGCAGUGCAGAUUAUGAACCCUCAUAUUGAUCCUGUGAUAGCUGAGCUUCUGGAGUUGUACUUCUGUUGGCAGCACUCAUACUACAACAUAUUCGAUAAAAAGCUGUUUCUGAGGGACAUGAACACAGAGGGCAGUUUUUGCUCUAAAUUUUUGCUCAACGCAUUGUUAUCACAUGCUGCUCAUCUUUCAGACAGGCCUGAACUGCGGCUAGAAGCGGGUGAUCCUUCUACUGCUGGUCAUUAUUUUUACAACGAGGCAUUGAGAUUGCUAGAUGAUGAGCUAGAAAACAGAUCACUUACCACUGUUCAAGGUCUGUUGCUGCUGGCAAGCAAAGAGGCUGGUGUUGGAAAGAGUAGCAUUGGAUGGGUUCAUUCCGGAAUGGCAUUUCGUAUGGCUGUUGAUCUCGGGUUACAUUUGGAUAGUGCAAAGCUGAAAGAGUCUGGACUGGUGUCAGAGGAGGAGAUUGCCGUUCGAAAUGCAACUUUCUGGGGUUGCUAUUUGUUUGAUCAAGGCUGGAGCGCUUACCUUGGUCGGCCAUCUGUAAUCAGAAUCCACGAUGUUGGUUUGGCGCUUCCACAAUACCAUUCAGAGCCUUCUACGAAGUGGGUGCCCUUCUGUCCUCACACCGAUAUUCCAGUCAUUCCGAUUAAUUUUUAUCCCGAGAACACACUGGUAGCAAUUUUGAAGCUUUACCUUAUUUUGGAAACGGUUAUGACAAAAUUGGAUGCAUUCAGGGGAAAGAAGACAACCACCAGCAAGAACAGAAUGAGACAGGAUUACAAAGAGUUUCUUCAAUCAUCUUACGAGCAAUUACGGCUAUGGGAACGAAACUUACCUGCAUACUUACGAGACACGCCUUCAAUGACACAUCCUGCACUUUUGAUGAUCCACACGAUGUACCAUGCAACUCUAAUCUUUCUGUUCAGACCAUUUCUCAAGGUAAGCGCUAACUCGCACUGGCCAACAAACUCGGUGCCGAAUCCCGUUCAAAGAUGCCAAACCAGCGCCAGAAAGAUCCUUGAGUUAAUGAGAAAGUAUAAGGAUCUUUACCGCUUACGAAGAAUCCUCAAUCUUGCUACCUAUGUGACAUCUACUGCAUCCACGGUGUUCUUGGCUCUUGCCGCUAUCCAGAAAAACUCGGGAAGCCAUGAGCCCUCACAAGAAUCCGAGCUGGCUAGCUGUCUUGAGUUUCUAAGUGAUGUCAGCGUUUCGUGGUUUGAGGCGAUUGCCGUUCACGAUGAACUGGAGGCCCAAAUCAGUUCCUUCCAUGAGAGAGAGCAAACGGCUGAGGAAGAAAAUAGAAAUGAGACAUCAUACGAAGCCUUGUCUACUUUUUGGAUCCCUAAUUUUGACGAGUUUUUAGUGGAGUUUGAUGAGGGAGAGGAUUGGAGCAUGUUUGCAUAA
This is a messenger RNA of Kuraishia capsulata CBS 1993, 1911 nucleotides long. RefSeq lists its product as uncharacterized. Lineage: Eukaryota; Fungi; Ascomycota; Pichiomycetes; Pichiales; Pichiaceae. The record is from RefSeq and is a predicted model, not a curated record. Bases 1 to 1911 code for a protein of 636 amino acids. The transcript has a single exon. Gene Ontology annotation, biological process: regulation of DNA-templated transcription; DNA-templated transcription. Gene Ontology annotation, molecular function: DNA binding; DNA-binding transcription factor activity, RNA polymerase II-specific; zinc ion binding.